AUGAGAACUGCAGCGGUUUUGGCCUUGGUGGCCUCGGUCCUCACAACAACCGAAGGCCUGACAAUACAACAAAGGCAGAAUGGGCCCAGAAUCGUCGGUCUGCAGACCGAGAGGCGGCCGGUCUUAAACCCGGCGCACCGGGACAAGUUAAGGAGGAGAGGCACUCUAGCCGUCAGCCUAGACAACGAGGAAACACUAUAUUUCAUCAACGCAACUAUCGGCACACCCCCAAAGUCCCUGAGGUUGCACCUCGACACGGGCAGCAGUGAUCUAUGGGUCAACACCCCGAGCUCACAGCUCUGCAGAGAGUCGUCCCAACCCUGCAAAUUCGCAGGCACCUACACGGCAAACUCUUCGUCCACAUACGAGUACAUCGGGAGCUACUUCAACAUAUCAUAUGUUGACGGCUCGGGCGCUGCCGGAGACUAUGUCUCGGACACGGUCAGUUUCGGCGGCCAGAAGCUCGAUAGGUUGCAGUUCGGCAUAGGCUACUCGAGCACAAAUGCCCAGGGCAUUCUGGGCAUUGGCUACGCCCUCAACGAGGUCCAGGUUGGCCGCGCCGGUAAGCCUGCCUACAACAACCUGCCAGCGGCCAUGGCAGCCGACGGCUUGAUCCAGUCCAACGCAUACAGCCUGUGGCUCAACGACCUCUCCUCCAACACGGGGAGCAUCCUCUUUGGAGGCGUCGACACAGAAAAGUACACGGGCGACCUGCAGACCCUCCCGGUCCUAGCCGAGCGCGGCGUCUUUGCCGAGUUCCUCAUCACCCUGACGUCGCUCAAGGUCGCCGGCACCACCGUCGCCGACAACAUGGCGCUGGGCGUCCUGCUCGACACGGGCUCGUCUCUCACCUACCUGCCCGACGCGGUCGUCCAGGACAUCUACAACGACGUCGGCGCCCAGUACGACAGCGAGCAGGGCGCGGCCUACGUCCCCUGCUCCCUGGCCCGGAACACGUCGACCAUGGACUUCACCUUCUCGUCGCCCACCAUCUCGGUCGACAUGAACGAGCUAGUCCUGGACCUCGUCACGUCGAGCGGCACGCGCCCCACCUUCCAGAACGGCGUCCCGGCCUGCCUCUUCGGCAUCGCCCCCGCCGGUAGCGGCACCAACGUCCUGGGUGACACCUUCCUCCGCUCUGCCUAUGUCGUCUACGACCUCGACAACAACCAGAUCUCGCUCGCCCCCACAAAGUUCAACUCGACCGCGUCCAACGUGGUCGAGAUUGGCACGGGCGCCAACUCCGUCCCGGGCGCCACACUGGUGGCCAACCCCGUGGCCGCUACCGCCGGCGUGUCCAACCCGUCCUUGUCCAACGGACUGGGCCUUGGUAGCUCGGCCGGGAACACUUUUGCCCCCGUCUUGAGCGCCAUAGUUGCCGUCUCGGUGGCGCUGGUCUCGGGCGUUAUGAUCAUUUUAUAG
This is a messenger RNA of Lasiosphaeria miniovina, 1422 nucleotides long. RefSeq names its product aspartic peptidase domain-containing protein. Gene Ontology annotation, biological process: proteolysis. The transcript has 2 exons. Gene Ontology annotation, molecular function: aspartic-type endopeptidase activity. Lineage: Eukaryota; Fungi; Ascomycota; Sordariomycetes; Sordariales; Lasiosphaeriaceae. The coding region runs from base 1 to 1422 and encodes 473 amino acids. The record is from RefSeq and is a predicted model, not a curated record.